AAACACGCCUCCAUCAUCUCCAAUAAGGACGUCCAGUUGAUCAAGUGGCGAGAUUUGCCUGCGAAGCGAGAGUACAGCUGCCCACAGGCCCUCCUAUUCCCUCACACUUCCUCUUCCUCCUCCUCCAGUUCGACGUCCUCCCGGCGUUCCUACUUCUCUGACCGGCCCACCUCAGAGGGGCCGUCCCGAAACAGUGACAUUAUUAAUUUUGUGCUGGAACAGGGCAAGCCGGAGAUUAAUACGUUGGGCGUUGCCGGCAGUGGCAGCCCCCAAUCGCCUUCCUUGCGAGUCAAAAAGGACGACACUAACGAGGAGGAGGAGGCCAGAAAGUCUUCCGCCCUCCUCUCCGACUUGGUCGCAUCUACCGUCUUUUGA
Molecule: messenger RNA, 375 nt
Organism: Dibothriocephalus latus
Lineage: Eukaryota; Metazoa; Platyhelminthes; Cestoda; Diphyllobothriidea; Diphyllobothriidae
Source: the annotation of a GenBank genome assembly